AUGACUAAACGGGAAGCCAUUUUAUGAUCUACCAGUAGACCAUGGAGCGCCCUGAGGGACAGCUUUCCGCUCCGUCGGAAAAUGAUUCACCACCAACAGCUUCAACAUCAGAAGUCCUGAGCUCCCACGACCCCCAGAUUCUUGGGGACCGUGGAGCUGAGGCUGCGGGUGACCUUGGCGCCGAAACUCCUGGCGACCAAGACACCCACACUGCGGCGGACUCCAGCGCCCCAGCAGAUGCCGAUGGCGGCGCCCAGGCGGCCGCUGCUCUGGACACCCUGCUGGAGGGGAAAGAAGAGAUGAGUAGAAGCCAGGAUGAACCUCCUUAUGAACUUGAGAACCAGUUUAUAUUGCGUCUGCCUCCGGAACAUGCUUCUACUGUCAGGAAGCUACUACGUUCCAGAAGUGUCUCCAUGAAGGAUAAACUGAAAAUUGACAUAUCUCGAGGCUUAAGAGUACAUUGGGAAGAUGUCAACUUUCAUCUUUCCUGCUUCUCUUCAGCUGAUGGACGUCAUGCAGUCGUGGAGGUGGAAGCUGUCUCACUAACUGCUAAGCUGGUUGAUUUGCCUUGCGUUAUUGGAAGCCUGAAAACUCACGAUAAAAACACCUUUUAUAAAACAGCAGAUAUUUCCCAGAUGCUUGUGUGCACUGCUGAUGGUGAUUCCCACUCUUCUCCGGAAGAACCAGCUACCUCUACUGAUCUUAAAGUAAUCGGGAAAGAUGAAAGAGAGGGAGAGAAAAAAUAUGUCUGGAAGCAUGGCAUUACUCCACCACUUAAGAAUGUCCGAAAGAAAAGAUUCCGCAAAACCAAACAAAAGCUCACGGAUGUUGAAGAAACCAACCUUACUGAGGAUAAAGACAUUACUGCAAAACCCGGGGAGUUAAAUGAUGUUACUGGUAGUCCCUUCUCUCCCGCUCCGGUGCAGUACAUUGAGUCUCCUGAUGUGGAAAAGGAAGUGAAAAAACUGCUGUGUUCUGAUGCCGAAGCCAUCAGUGCCCGAUGGGAAGUCAUUGGUGAAGAUGGAACUAAGGAAAUAGAUAGUCAAGGCUUCAUCCCUGUCUUUGAGACAUCCCCAGGAAUAAGUGGCUAUAAGCAGGGUGGUGUCUCAUCAGAAUGUGAUACACUUCGGGAGAUGUUCAGUGAUUCCAGCAGUGACAGUGAUGAUGAAGAGGAGGAUGAUGAGGAUGAAGAUGAGGAAGAUGGUUAUGAAGAGGCUCUGGAAAGGGAGCUACAGGCCAAGUUAAUUGAAUCUGACCAGUAUGAGGCCAAGGAAGGAGCCAGUUCAAUAACUGUGGAAAUUCAGAAGCAGAUUUACUACAUGGAGAAAAAGCUCCGAGAGAUUCAGUACAGAGCGGAAAGACAGAAGAAGCUCAUCAUGAAAUUGGAAAACCUGAUGCUCAAGAGUCAUUUACAGUCUGCACUGGAGCGGCUUAAGAUAGAGGAAAAACAAAAAAGUGAGCAGCUUAUUUCCCUGCGGGACCAAUUGAAAUAUCUUCUGGAGAAGUGAGGAGACCCUUCAGCCUGGGGCAGAAACCUUGGAUUCACCAUCCAGACUGAAGACUGGAUGAAACUGCGCAUGUUUCUGUUCCCUUUAUUUCCUCACGUUGGAUCAUUUGUAUCUGUUUCUCUGAACCUUUUCUUGCUAGUUAUAUUUGAAGUUUGUGCUCCUGUAGAAAGCGACAGAUAUAAAAAAGUAGUAGGCCUAAAGAUCCAACUUAACUAUGAGAUUUUGCUUCUCUUCAUUAAUUUGAGAAUUACUUACAUUGUUUCUGGUCGAUGGUGUCAUCAGAUGAUUCAGCCAUGUUUGCCAAAGGCAGACAGUCUAGCCUAAAGGCCGUACAGGCUGUUUUGCAUAUGUUUUAGCUUUUCUUUCUUCUGUUUUAAAUAUUUCUUAAAACAUAGAACAAAUCAACUCAUUUGUACCAAGGGCCAGGCCCUGCCACAGUGAAUUUAAGUGCCUACCUCACAGCAGGCAAUACUAAGCUGUGUCCUCUGCUCAGGUCAUGGGGCCGCUUUCCUGCUCAGGGAUGAUUUCUUGCUGCUGCCAUCUUUGCUCUGUUAUGUCUUUAGGACUGUGUCUGGUUGUUACUUGUCUGCUAAGGGAAUAGCCAGAUGAGCAGAGAUGAAAUUCCGAGCUGCUACCUUUAUUCUGAGCCUCUUCAUCCUAGCCCCUCUCAGAGAAGGUUAGGAAAAACCAGAUGCCUGCGAUGCCUGUGAAGACUUCACCUUGAAGACCCUGGGUGGGUUUGUUUUUUCCAGCUGUAUUUUUAAGGUUUUAUAGUCUGUAUUCUUUAAGCAAUAAAUAAAUUCUUCAUUUUAAA
Equus caballus (horse) is the source of this 2322-nucleotide messenger RNA. The record is from RefSeq and is a predicted model, not a curated record. Lineage: Eukaryota; Metazoa; Chordata; Mammalia; Perissodactyla; Equidae.